Messenger RNA from Clupea harengus (Atlantic herring), 1258 nucleotides. It is a transcript of the gene slx9, whose product is annotated as SLX9 ribosome biogenesis factor. Lineage: Eukaryota; Metazoa; Chordata; Actinopteri; Clupeiformes; Clupeidae. Gene Ontology annotation, cellular component: preribosome, small subunit precursor; 90S preribosome; nucleolus. Gene Ontology annotation, biological process: maturation of SSU-rRNA from tricistronic rRNA transcript (SSU-rRNA, 5.8S rRNA, LSU-rRNA). The record is from RefSeq and is a predicted model, not a curated record.
AACAGAUCAAGUAACACCCGUAGGACAGUGUGACAAUCAACAACCACGCUGAAGACAUGCUGGAGUUGAUACAAUCGACACUGUAACAUUUAACGGUUAUUUAAGUAUCGUCAUUAAAGUCAAGUCUUCGUCAAGUACCUGUUAAAACAAAAUGGUUGGAAAAAUAAAGCGAAUCCGACAGAAGCUGCAUCAGGAUGCUGUUAAAGUUGACCGUUCACAGAGUGGUAUAGAGAAAGCUUUACCUGCUGAAGUAAAGGGACUCGCAUUGCCUGGGAUAAUUAAAGCAUUUGAUUUAAACCAGAGAACAAACAAGAGCGACAAUACUAAAGAAGGGACGUUAAAGAGUUCAUUUCCAGCCGGCAUAUUUGCUGGAACAAAAAUCGCACCUGAGGCGCUCGUGCAGACUCUAAAGUAUGAUGAGCCCCCUGUGUCCACAACACCGGCUAUUCAACCAGCAGGCCAUGGUGAAAAGAAACAGCAGUCCAAGAAAGAGAAGAUGAAGGAGAGAAGAGAACGGUGGCUUAACAAGAUCAGUGCCAUCAAAGUUGCCAAAGAGCAGCAGGUUGCGCUGGUUCGAAGGAAAGCUACGCCCGUGGUGGGGGACAUGCGCACGCUAGUCGACGCCCUGCCAGAACUCUCCCAGCUCACCGCCAAGCCCUCCGCUGCCACCCGCACCAAGGCCAAGGCUCAAGUGAAGAAGCGACCUGGCUCCGUGAACCUCAGUAAGAUGAAGCCAGCACAGAAGAGGAAACUUGUGGAGACUGAGAUGGCGUGGUUCAGCCAAGCCCUGAAGAACCCCACCCUGAAAUCCAACCCCCUGGCGGCCAUCACCGAUCACCUGAGGAAACGCUUGAAACAGGAAGAGGAGCAGAGCUAGCCCCACCCACUCCGGGAUCCUCUCGUCUGAUUGGACACUAAGACACAGACUGUUGUCUAUCUGUCCCCUGUUCUAGUCCCCCACACCUGUACCCUAACCUGUGGUCCCCCCCCCCCCCCCCCCCCCCCCCAUCAGGUCCCUUGCCCUCCUAUGAGUGGAGUGUGACGACUGUGAUCUCGGUUUGGUGUAAACAAGAACGAAUGGAAGGUGGUAUGACAGGGUCAGCUUGGUCUGAACUGCUUGGUUUGGAGAGCAAAUGAAUCUCUUUUUUUAUGUGAGUGGUUAUAAACUCCCCCCUUGUCAUGCUUUUGCCUCUGUUAAUUAAAGUCAAGUCGUUCAGUCCUUGCCGAAUAUUAAAAAGUGAAAGCCAUCCAAAGGUCA